This is a messenger RNA of Erinaceus europaeus (western European hedgehog), 1787 nucleotides long. RefSeq names its product NHL repeat containing 4 (gene NHLRC4). The transcript has 2 exons. NCBI's taxonomy places the organism in Eukaryota, Metazoa, Chordata, Mammalia, Eulipotyphla, Erinaceidae. The record is from RefSeq and is a predicted model, not a curated record. Gene Ontology annotation, molecular function: protein binding. Bases 1 to 1116 code for a protein of 371 amino acids.
AUGCGGAGGACGCCCAUGGCCCAGCUGCCCCAGGAGAUUAAAGCUAAGCUGCUCCAUGAGCCUGAGAACAGAGUCAGAGGUGUAGCCGCUGGUGUGGACGCCGCUGGCACGGAGACCUCCCCCCCCCCCCCAUCGCAUACCUCAGUUUCUGCGGACGCUCUAGGAUACCUGCACUGCCUAAGAAGGAACACAAGGGGGCACUUGUGCAGCCCCAACCUUGUUUUGCAGGAACUCAGGACCCCACUCAGCAGCCUGCCUCAGCUUCCUCCCCACCUGCCCCCCUCCAAGCUGGCCCAUCCUGCAGAGCCCAGCCCCCACCUGAGGCCCCGGCUGCUUGGGCGGAUCCCGGUGCCUGCAGGAGGGUCAGGGGGGCCCAGGGGUCUGCACUGUUCCCCAGAUGGUCUGCUUUUCCUCACAGCUGGGGCUGACCCCUGUGUCCAUGUACUGGACCUGGAGGGAAGCUGUCUCUGUAGCUUGCACUGCCAUGUGCCAGGAGCCGGGAACUUUGUGCCGGAGGAUGUGGCCGUGACGGCUGCAGGGCUGGUAGUGGUCAGUGACCUCAUCCAUGGGGCUGUCCACGCACUCCAGCACACGACAAGGGCCCCCCAGGGCCACUGGGUGACAGUGGGCAGCUUCCCAGCUCCCCGGGGCCUGGCCGUGGAUGCCCUGGGCUGUGUCCUGGUGACUGACUACCUGGCUGGGGCUGUGCACAGCCUCACGGUAGGGCCCAGCUUGGAGAUGCAAACGCCCACCUCCCUGAUGGGUCUUCAGGGACCUUGCUGGGUGGGCCCAGGACCUGACGGGGGUCUGGCCGUGAGUGAGGAGUUUGGGGACGUGUGCCUAUUUGGUAGUGCCCGCCAGCCCCUGGGCCGAUUGGGGGCUCUGAGGGGCCAUGAAUUUGGUAGCCCAGCGGGUGUGUGCACCAAUGCCGAGGGCAGCCUCAUUGUAGCAGAUGAGCUGCGAUGCCAAGUGACCCUGUUCCCCCGGGCUGGGCCACCCAUCAGCCUGGUGUGUGAGGGGCUGGGUCGGCCUCAGGGGGUGGCCUGUACACCACAGGGCCAGCUUGUGGUGGCAGACUCAGGGGACGGCCACAUCAAGGUGUACCAGCUCCUCUAGGAGCUGGCAUGAUGUGGGGGAACUUGCCGGGUGGGUGGUGGGACCCUCUACCUGCAGAUACUCUGGGCUGCCACUGUCCCAUCUGGCUUCUGCCUUCCUCUUGGAGGGGCAGAGAGCCUCUCCCCCAUGCAUGUCACAGCUUGGGGCCUGUGCCCACUCCCAGCCUGCUGGCCAUGGGCCCAGGAGACCUGAGCUGACAGCAUCUUUAGGCAGGACCUCCCGCCAAAAGCCCCAGCCUCCUAAUCACUAGAAGGCAGGCAGGGUGGUGUGGCUGGGUGGGGUGGGCAGGCACGCCCUCUGUUCCCUCCUCUUGCCCUUCCUGGCCCCUGUGUGCCAGUGACCUACAGCAUCACUGGGCUUGAGGUAAGACUGAGGGUAUUGCCAUUGCUGGGGGGCAAGCCUCUGCCCCCAUGGCCAUCAGCUGUGUCUCUGCAGACCAAGCAGCCAAGCCACAGGGUUCUAGGAGAGUUUCAAGGGCUCCGGGAGAGCAGGCUUAGCUGCUGAGGGACAGUGGGGACAAGGUUGGUGCAGCCCUAAAUCCAGCAGGAGGCUGUGUCUUAGGCCUGGGGGCUCACCCUUUGUGAGUGUAGGGGGACUUAAAAAAAUUUUUUUUGGUAAGUUUUUAAAAAUCUUUAUUUAUUUAUUGGAUAGAGACAGCCAGAAUUCGAGAA